This is a messenger RNA of Lasiodiplodia theobromae, 414 nucleotides long. Its product is annotated as O-methyltransferase. The transcript has 3 exons. The record is from RefSeq and is a predicted model, not a curated record. Bases 1 to 414 code for a protein of 137 amino acids. NCBI's taxonomy places the organism in Eukaryota, Fungi, Ascomycota, Dothideomycetes, Botryosphaeriales, Botryosphaeriaceae.
AUGGCCCCCACCGAAACUGGCAAAGAUCUCGCUGUAGAGGAGAAGCCCGAAAGCCCCAGUUACGACAACGCAGACAUAGAAGUGGCCCCUGUGGUAAAGGACGUUUAUGUGGUGGAGGGAACAAACAACGAUGCCAAGGAUGAAGAUUAUACCAGCUCCGACUCGGAAGUGACGCGCUCGUACGUCCCCAAGCCCCAGAAUCCUCAGACCCAGCGCCAGGCCUUCAAGGUUGGUGAUCAGGCACGGCUUCCUAGGCGUGGAGGGCCACCGAUGGUGAUUACGAUUGUAGAGGUGCAGCCGAAGCGGUCAGACUGGGAGUAUCAGGCCGAGGAUAGCAACAAAAAACCGGUGAAUACCAUUUCGGGCGGUGUGGGGUACGAAUGGAUCAAACAGAAACGGCUUAUCAGGACAUAA